Messenger RNA from Drosophila ficusphila, 1312 nucleotides. RefSeq names its product opsin Rh2. The record is from RefSeq and is a predicted model, not a curated record. The transcript has 3 exons. NCBI's taxonomy places the organism in Eukaryota, Metazoa, Arthropoda, Insecta, Diptera, Drosophilidae. Bases 34 to 1179 code for a protein of 381 amino acids. Gene Ontology annotation, biological process: phototransduction; visual perception; G protein-coupled receptor signaling pathway. Gene Ontology annotation, molecular function: G protein-coupled receptor activity. Gene Ontology annotation, cellular component: membrane.
UCGCGUGGUCGAAGGGGUCGCGGGCAGCUGAGCAUGGAGCGCAGUCAUUUGCCGGAGACGCCAUUCGAUUUGGCCCUUUCUGGGCCCAGGUUUCAGGCCCAGUCGAGCGGCAAUGGUUCCGUGCUGGAUAAUGUGCUGCCCGACAUGGCGCACCUGGUGAACCCCUACUGGAGCCGCUUCGCUCCCAUGGAUCCGAUGAUGAGCAAAAUCCUGGGCCUCUUCACCCUAGCCAUCCUGAUCAUCUCGUGCUGUGGCAACGGAGUGGUGGUCUACAUCUUCGGAGGGACAAAGUCGCUGCGCACGCCGGCAAACUUACUGGUUCUCAACCUGGCCUUCUCCGACUUCUGCAUGAUGGCCUCCCAGUCACCGGUGAUGAUCAUCAACUUCUACUACGAGACUUGGGUGCUGGGACCGCUGUGGUGCGACAUUUACGCGGGAUGUGGAUCCCUUUUCGGUUGUGUGUCCAUCUGGUCCAUGUGCAUGAUCGCCUUCGAUCGGUACAAUGUGAUUGUGAAGGGAAUUAAUGGCACACCCAUGACCAUCAAGACGUCCAUAAUGAAGAUACUGUUCAUAUGGCUAAUGGCUGUUUUCUGGACCGUGAUGCCUUUAGUUGGAUGGAGUGCCUAUGUGCCGGAAGGAAACCUGACUGCCUGCAGCAUUGACUAUAUGACACGAAUGUGGAAUCCAAGAUCCUAUUUGAUUACCUAUUCCCUGUUUGUGUACUACACUCCUCUGUUCCUGAUCUGCUACUCCUAUUGGUUCAUCAUCGCUGCCGUGGCUGCUCAUGAGAAAGCGAUGCGGGAACAGGCAAAGAAGAUGAAUGUGAAGUCGCUUAGGAGUUCAGAGGAUUGCGACAAGAGCGCCGAGGGAAAGCUGGCCAAGGUGGCUCUGACCACCAUUUCGCUGUGGUUCAUGGCCUGGACCCCCUACCUGGUCAUCUGCUACUUUGGCCUCUUUAAGAUCGAGGGAUUGACACCCCUGACAACCAUUUGGGGAGCCACAUUCGCCAAGACGAGUGCGGUCUACAAUCCGAUUGUGUACGGAAUAAGUCAUCCUAAGUACCGAAUAGUGCUCAAGGAAAAGUGUCCAAUGUGUGUGUUUGGCAACACGGAUGAGCCGAAACCGGAUGCCCCUGCCUCUGAUACGGAAACCACUUCUGAGGCGGACUCAAAGGCCUAAAAACACUAAAACACUCACGCAAUUGCCUAAAAGAGGCUCAAAAACUACAGAAAAAAGAAGAGCAAUAUCAUAAAGUGAUACAAAAAUGUAAAAAAAAUUGAAUAAAUUUAAGCAUAACAAAAGAUCAAAUUAA